Molecule: messenger RNA, 2074 nt
Organism: Pollicipes pollicipes
Lineage: Eukaryota; Metazoa; Arthropoda; Thecostraca; Pollicipedomorpha; Pollicipedidae
Exons: 1
Coding region: 1-1776 (591 amino acids)
Source: RefSeq, a predicted model, not a curated record
AUGUCCCGCUGGCUGACGCUUGCGCUGCUGCUGGUUGCGCUGUGCGGCGCGACGCAGGCCUACAGACGCACCCGCCGCUGCUACUCGCAACGACUGGAACGCUACUUUAAGGACGGCGACGAGUGGCGGGUGCCGGGCUGCCGCGUGGCGCGGUGCGUGCGCGGCCGCGCGUACUUCAGCAAGUGCGAGCCGGUGGCCGCCGACCCACCUCAACCCGGCUGCCAGCUGUUGAAGGGCGACCCCACGGCCGACCACCCCGACUGCUGCGAGCGGUGGCUGUGCCCCGAGCCCGGCCAGUGCGUGGCACCAGUGCUGCAGCGACUGGUGCCAGUCGGUCACCGCUGGACCGAGCCGCCAUGCGCCAGGGCCGAAUGCACGGAACACGGCGUGGGGGCUGUGGGGUGCCCGGCGUUCCCGACGUCACCGGGGUGCAGCGUUGAACCGGGGGUGCCGGGCGGCGAGUACCCCACCUGCUGUCCUCGCGAGAACUGCACCGAGGCAAAACCGUGCUACGACAAGUAUCUGGACCGGCGCUUCGCCGUGGGCGAGCGGUGGACGCUGCCAGAGUGCAGCGGUGCGGCGGAAUGCGAGGAGGGCGGCGCCGUGAGUGCAGUCGGCUGCCCGCUCAGCGCAGUCGCUCCCGGCGUUCCGUGCGCUCUGGAUGACGGCGAGCUGGGGCUAGAGUACCCGCAGUGCUGCCCCAAGAUCACCUGCCCGGACUGCUACUCGCAGAAGCUGGAGCGGUACUUCGGACCGGGCGACGAGUGGACCGACGAGGGGUGCAUCCUAAACCGCUGUACCUUGCACGAGAACGGGUCGGUGGGGGUCUCGAGGCUGCCCUGCGGCCUGCUCGGACCGCCGCCGGCGUCUGAAUGUUGGCUGGUCGCGGAGGACUCGGCCGGAGAAUACCCGGGCUGCUGUGCCCACUUCGUCUGCCCUAACCACUACUUAGACCGUGCAACAGACCGCUGGUUCGCGGUGGGCGAGAAGUCGACCGAAGAGGACUGCACGCAGUCCGAGUGCAUCCAAGCCUCGGAUGGCGCCGCGAAAGUCAUCCAACUGCCGCUGCCGUCGGACGGGUGCUUCUCGGAGCGUCACCAGCGCUUCUUCCAACCGGGGGAGACGUUCACCGGGCCGGGCUGCAGUCGGGCCACGUGCAGGGAGGGUGGAGGUAUUUCUGGCGUUGGAUGUGGUCUUAUUGGCGUUCCACCUCACUACCAGUGUGCUCUGGAUGACGGUGAGCCGGGGCUAGAGUACCCGCAGUGCUGCCCCAAGAUCACCUGCUCAAACUGCUACUCGCGGAAGCUGGAGCGGUACUUCGGACCGGGCGACGAGUGGACCGACGAGGGCUGCACACUGAGCCGCUGUAACGUGCACGAGGACGGGUCAGUGGAAGUCUCCCAGCUGCCCUGCGGUCUGCUCGGACCGCCGCCGGCGCCCGACUGUCAAAUAGUCGAGGAAGACCCCUCCGGUGACUACCCGCACUGCUGUGCCACCUUCAGGUGCCGUGGCCACUGCUUCUCCCGCUCGCAGCACCGCUGGAUCGCCGUCGGCGAGGGGUGGGCCGAAGCGGGAUGCACGCGGUUCGAGUGCACGCAGACCGACGCCUUCGCACAGAUCUCCUCGCUCUUCUGCCCUUUUAUUGGUCUUGAUGACUUGAUCAAGACCAGCUGCCGGUUCGUGGAGGGCGAUGCCGCGAGUGACUACCCGCAGUGCUGCCACUCGGUCCAGUGCGAGCCGCCGCCUGAGGAACCCCACAUCGCGGAUCAUUACUGAGAAACAACAUCACUCUCGCGGCAUGUACGCAACACAAGGCAGAAGUCCGGCUUCAUAGAGGCUCGGACGCUUACGGGCAGGCACCAACAGAUGCUUAAUGCUGGGUACGCCUCAUACUUCUAAGCCUAACGUGACACUGUACUUGACUUCUUUGCGUAUUGAGCGGUAUGUUUUGGGUAUGCCGGGUCUUUUGAUCUAAAUCUGCGUCAAGUUCGUUGCAUGUGAAAUAUAUCUGACACUGAAACUGAAAUACUGAAAAUCUGACACUGAAAUAUAUCCUUAAUGUGACUUACAGCCA